Messenger RNA from Drosophila eugracilis, 1244 nucleotides. RefSeq names its product COMM domain-containing protein 10 (gene Vlet). The coding region runs from base 158 to 880 and encodes 240 amino acids. The record is from RefSeq and is a predicted model, not a curated record. The transcript is spliced from 2 exons. NCBI's taxonomy places the organism in Eukaryota, Metazoa, Arthropoda, Insecta, Diptera, Drosophilidae.
UUCGUAUAAACAAAGUCUUCGUUUGUUUUUUGUUUCUUAUAGAAAAUUUAUGCAUACGCAAAGAUAAAGAAAUUUAAUAAAAAAUAUAUUAUAAAAUAGUUAAGUGCGUCUGGCGAUACUUUAACUAUAUGUUUGUUACAAGCACCUAACACCUAUCAUGAGCAUUAACUGGAUAAAGAUAACUGAAAGAGCCCGCGAGGGAAUCAAAAUCAUCAAUGCCCUGCCCUACGAAACCUUCAACACUGUUCUGUGGUACACCCACCGGCAGAUGAGUCCCAGUGGAGCUUCCGGAGCGGCGACGAAUGUUACUAGUACAGUGGGCACCAGUGUUAUGACCACUGGUCAAGCGGACAGCAGUAGCGAAGAGAAUCCCACGAGUAGCUCGGAACCGGAGUACACACUCGAGGAACUGGAGCGACUGGUGGGCGUUCCGCGUCAAGACUUCCUACUGCUGAUCAAGACCUUCUCGUACAUCCUGCGACGCAUCUCCACAUUCAUUAUUAAGCCAAGUUUACUGCAACGUGAGCUGCGCGAGAAACUCCAGCUGGAAGAUGAGGCAAAGAUCGAUGCCAUAUUGCGAUUGUGGGUGCGCGAGACGACGCCCAUUAUGAAUAAUUUGGCUAGCAAGCGGUAUGAAUCGAAUGUCAUCGAAGAUGUGGCCUGGAAGCUCAACGUGGAGAUCUCCUCACAUUGUCAGCAGCGGGAGAAGACGCCACUGGCCGUGCUUCAAAUGAAAACGGCUGUCGGCGAGGAUAUUAACAUUGAAAUGACGCAUCCGGAACUCUUGGAGCUGUACAACCAGUUCGAAAACAUUCAGGGUGAACUGGAUGCCAUGCUGGCCAUGAAGGCUGCAGAUGUACCAGCUCCUGGCAACCAAUAGUGGGACACGUUAGACCGUUCUCAGUGCCAAUUAAAUUGUUAAUCAACAUACGCAAUCCAUGUGCAAAGUGGUGGACCUAAAAGUAUCCAAUACUAACACAAUCGUAGCCAAAUGUUAAUGUUCUUUUUUUUUUUAAUUGAAAUUUAGAAAGAUUUUCCGAAGUUAUAGUAAAUUUCCGAACGUAGCCAAAUGUUUAAAAGAUGUAGUUCUGCUUCGAUCUGUAAAUUAUUUUUGUGUAUGUAUUUUGUCAAUGCUUUUAUGGAGUUCUUCAAGAUCUCCCCAGAAAAGACUAGCAAAAAAAGAUGUAUGUAGUACCAAUGGACACUAAAAUAGAAUAAUAAAAGAAAUAUAAUUAAACAUAAAA